CUGAUUUGGACUCCCACCUGUGAGCCGCCACACGUCCCAGCACCAUGAGCAACUGCUGCCUGCCACUGGCGUUCGCCGCUGUCAUCGCACUGAUGCUGCUGAGCCCUGCUGCGGCGUCAGCAGAGCCCGGCGCUGACUUCGCCGGCGGCUUCAUGGUGGCCGCGGGGUCCGGCAAGGAGGGCGCCGAGAAGAGCUUCUCCGCCAUGGCGGGCGGCGCAGAAGGAGCCAUCAGUGCCAUGCAGCAGGGAGCCGACGCGGGCAUAGACGCCGCCUCCCAGGCGUCCAAGGCGGCCGUCGACGCAUUCGUGGCUGGUGGGAAGGCGGCCGUGGGCGUCGGAAAGGCCAUGUUCGAAGGAGGCGUCGGCGUCGCCGCGGAAGGCGCCAAUGCCAUGGCGUCGGCGGCCGAAGCAGCGUCAGGCCGCCGAUGAGGGUCUGGUUUGCUGUUUGCUGCUACUGCUGCUGCUGCAGCUGCAUCGGAAGAUGACAUCUGACAUGACUGUAAAUUUGUCUCAUGUCACCUGUUAUUAUUAAAAACUUAAAACCAA
Schistocerca nitens (vagrant locust) is the source of this 545-nucleotide messenger RNA. RefSeq lists its product as uncharacterized. The record is from RefSeq and is a predicted model, not a curated record. The transcript has 3 exons. NCBI's taxonomy places the organism in Eukaryota, Metazoa, Arthropoda, Insecta, Orthoptera, Acrididae. The coding region runs from base 45 to 428 and encodes 127 amino acids.